AUGGCUCACUGUAUGAGAGUUUUGCAUGGCCAAGGUAGCAGGACGAGGGCUGUGCUCCUGGAUAUUCAACAAAGAUGCUUCAGCGUGUCUCCCCUCACCGCUGCAGCCGCUCAGGUUGCUAUGUCGAAAUUUGACAAAGCCCCACUGCCAUACGAGAAAUUGACAAAAAAUUUGGAAAUAGUAAAGAAGAGGUUAGGUCGAGAUAUGACCUUGUCGGAAAAGGUGCUCUAUUCUCAUCUGGAUGACCCCAAGAGACAGGACAUUGAGCGAGUUGGUGGUGACAAAGACUUGGCAAGAGCUAAGGACCUCAACAAAGAAGUAUACAAAUUCCUGGAAACCGCAGGUGCUAAAUACGGUGUAGGAUUCUGGAAACCAGGCUCUGGUAUUAUCCAUCAGAUCAUCUUGGAGAAUUAUGCUUUCCCUGGUUUGCUCAUGAUAGGCACAGACUCUCACACACCCAAUGGUGGAGGUCUGGGAGGACUUUGCAUAGGUGUUGGUGGUGCAGAUGCUGUUGACGUAAUGGCUGACAUUCCAUGGGAGCUGAAAUGCCCCAAGGUCAUUGGUGUUAGAUUGACUGGUCAGCUGAAAGGCUGGACAAGUCCAAAAGACGUGAUCCUGAAGGUAGCCGGUAUCUUAACCGUGAAAGGAGGUACUGGCGCUAUCGUAGAGUACCAUGGACCAGGUGUUGAUUCCAUCUCCUGCACCGGAAUGGCCACUAUCUGCAAUAUGGGAGCUGAAAUUGGUGCUACCACCAGUGUGUUCCCGUACAACUCCCGCAUGGAAGCGUACCUUAAAUCAACUGGACGCCACGAUAUCGCAGCCACCGCAAAUUCUUACAAACAUUUGCUGACACCUGAUCCCAAGGCACCAUAUGACCAGCUUAUCGAAUUAGAUUUAUCAACUCUCGAACCCCAUGUAAACGGUCCCUUCACACCUGAUCUGGCCAACCCUAUCUCGAAGUUGGGUGAAGCUGCUAAAAAGAAUAAUUGGCCUGUGGACAUCCGAGUUGGUCUCAUUGGAUCUUGUACUAACUCCUCAUACGAAGACAUGGGUCGCUGUGCCAGCAUUGUUAAAGAGGCAAUAAGCCAUGGUCUGAAAUCCAAGAUUCCAUUCAACGUAACACCCGGCUCUGAGCAAGUUCGCGCCACCAUUGAGAGGGAUGGCAUUGCACAGACUCUAAGGGACUUUGGAGGCACUGUGCUAGCAAACGCCUGCGGACCUUGCAUCGGACAAUGGGACCGUAGAGAUGUUAAAAAGGGCGAGAAGAAUACGAUCGUGACGUCAUACAACCGUAACUUCACCGGACGUAACGACGCGAACCCGGCCACGCACUGCUUCGUCACCAGCCCCGAGCUGGUCACCGCUUUGUCUAUUGCUGGUCGCCUGGACUUUAACCCACUGUCUGAUGAACUUACGGGCUCUGAUGGCAAGAAGUUCAAGCUGUCGGAUCCCUUCGGUGAUGAACUCCCUACAAAGGGCUUUGACCCUGGCCAGGACACCUACCAACACCCACCUGCUGAUGGCAAAAAGGUGAAUGUCGACGUUUCACCCACUUCCGACCGGCUGCAGCUCUUGGAACCAUUCGACAAGUGGAAUGGCAAGGACCUCACCGACAUGACAAUUCUCAUCAAAGUGAAGGGCAAGUGUACCACUGACCACAUCUCAGCGGCUGGACCCUGGCUCAAGUACAGAGGACAUCUCGACAACAUCUCUAACAAUAUGUUUAUCACCGAUAUAAAAAUUUCUUUGAAAGUAGAUGGACAGCCGUUAGUUUUCAAAGUCGAUACCGGUAGUCGCAUUUCCACAAUAAGUGAACGGUUUUAUUUGUGUCAUUUUCCGUAUAAAUCCCUUAUCAAAGAUAAUGUAAGAUUACAUAGUUAUGUCGGUUCGCGAAUCGAAUCUUUGGGUUUUAUAUCGGUCAAUGUAGCAUUGGGAGAGGUCAGAAAAAAAAAUUGUUCUUUAUAUGUAAUUCGUAACGGAGGAUGCCCUUUAAUAGGUAGACAAUGGAUUCGAGCUCUUGAAAUAAAUCAAAUUAAUAUUAGUGUUAAUGAAAUUCUAGAUGAUUCAUUCGUGAGCCGACUCAUUAGCGAAUUCCCCGAAGUGUUUACAGAUAAGUUAGGCACUUGUACCGAAAGCGUUCAACUACAGCUCAGUGACGAACAACCUGUGUACGUGCGCGCGCGGCCCGUGCCAUUGGCGCUUCGAUCCCGGGUCGAACAGGAGCUGAGGAGGCUUGAGGCCGAGGGUACCAUUUUUAAGGUGGACCACUCCGAGUAUGGUACUCCUAUAGUACCGGUUAUAAAAGAAAACGGCGAUAUACGAAUUUGUGGAGAUUAUAAAAUUACGAUAAAUCCAAAGCUCAAGCGGGAGUUUUAUCCGUUACCGCGAAUUGAAGAACUUUUUGCCAAAUUAAGUGGUGGUGAAGAAUUUUCGAAAAUUGAUCUAAAAAAUUCCUAUCAACAAUUACUGCUAACGGAGGAUUCUCGGCGUUACACUGCAAUUACUACCCAUCUAGGCACAUUCGUAUAUCGUCGAACCCCAUUUGGGUUGUCGUGUGUUCCCGAAAAAUUCCAGAAAAUUAUGGAAGAGACACUCAGCGGUAUACCCGGUACGGUAGUUUUUUUGGACGACGUUUGUGUCACGGGAGCUACGCGAAAUAAACAUCUGAGUAAUUUACGAGCUGUACUUGAACGGUUGCGAACUAUGGGCUUUACCGUUAAAUCCGAAAAAUGUAAGUUCUUACAAAAAAGUGUAAAGUACCUAGGUUUUAUUAUUGACAAGCAGGGAUUGCACUCCGAUCCGAAAAAGAUGGAAGCCAUUUCUAAUGCUCCGACACCACUGAAUGUAACCCAAUUAAAAAGUUUUCUUGAUCUCCUUAAUUACUAUGGCAAGUUUAUUCCUAAUCUCAGUACCAUUUUACAUCCCUUACAUUUGUUAUUAAACAAAGGAGUUAAUUGGAAAUGGACUUCAAAAUGCGAGCAGGCCUUCCGAGAAGCUAAAAGAGCUUUGUUGGGCGAAAAGGUUUUGGCUCACUAUGAGGAAGGGCGGCCACUGGUUCUGUCGGUGGACAGCAGUGCGUAUGGGCUGGGCGCAGUCCUAGCACACGUAUACCCCGACGGCACCGAGCGACCGGUCAGCUGUGUAUCGCGUACGCUUAAUGCUUCAGAAAAAAAUUAUAGUCAAUUAGAUAAAGAGGCUCUGGCCAUAUUUUUUGGAAUAACGAAACACCACCAAUAUGUAUUCGGUCGACGCUUUGUUUUACGAACGGAUCAUCAGCCGUUAAGUUACAUUUUUGGGAAAAGAGGCGGGAUACCACAAACGGCAGCCAGUCGCUUACAGCGGUGGGCUGCCCGAUUGGCCGCCUAUGAUUUUUCAGUGGAGUUUGUUCGCUCGGCUGCUAACGGCCCGGCCGACGCGCUGUCCCGCCUUCCUCUGCCAACCGAACGUCACCAGUCCGCGGUCACGUCUUACAUUAAUUUACUGGAAGAUACUAUCCCGGUAAACUUCAAGGAUAUUAGUAUAGAAACAAAAAAGGAUACGGUAUUGAGCCGAAUUACAGGCUAUGUAAUGUUCGGUUGGCCCUUCUCGACCAAAUGCGACGACGAGAAGCCGUACUUUGAUAGAAAGCAAGAAAUGUUGCUUGAUCUAGGCUGCUUGAUUUAUAAAUAUCGCGUCGUAAUCCCUCCCUCACUAAGGGAACGAGUUUUAUUGGAAAUUCAUGAGGGUCAUUUAGGAAUGAAUAAAAUGAAAAAUCUAGCUCGAAAUUACAUCUAUUGGCCUGGUAUAGACCAGGACAUAGAAAACUUAUGUCGUAAUUGCCAAGCGUGUUGCUCAGUUCGUGAUAGUCCUCCCCGAGCCGUUCUGCAUCCAUGGGAAUUCCCUCUAAAUCCGUGGCAACGUUUGCAUGCAGAUUUUGCCGAAUACGUGGGCAAGAAAUAUCUCAUAGUUAUAGACGCCCAUUCGAAAUGGAUAGAGGUAGUACCGUAG
This is a messenger RNA of Parnassius mnemosyne (clouded apollo), 3987 nucleotides long. NCBI's taxonomy places the organism in Eukaryota, Metazoa, Arthropoda, Insecta, Lepidoptera, Papilionidae. The record is from the annotation of a GenBank genome assembly.